GCGCCCGCCAUCUCCUACGCCGCUCCCGUCGCCAAGCUGGCCGCCCCAGUCGCGGCUGCUCCCCUCGCCUACGCUGGCUACGCUGCCCCCGUCGCCAAGCUGGCCACUCCGCUCGCAGCCCCCCUCACCUAUACCGCUCCCGUAGCUAAAAUCGCUGCCCCCGCCGUAGCCCAUGUCGCGCACGCUGCACCCCUUGCCUACGCCGCGCACGCCACUCCCCUUGCGUACACCGCUCAUGCAGCCCCCUUAGCGUACGCCGCGCACGCAGCCCCCCUCGCUAAGAUCGCCGCGCCCGCCAUCUCCUACGCCGCCCCCGCUGCCUACCUCCACUGAACUGUGACCUGACCACCACUUAGGAACUGAUACUUACCGAAUAAAUCUCAAUUUUCGUAGCAAGUA
Molecule: messenger RNA, 399 nt
Organism: Wasmannia auropunctata (little fire ant)
Lineage: Eukaryota; Metazoa; Arthropoda; Insecta; Hymenoptera; Formicidae
Product: cuticle protein 16.5, isoform A-like
Exons: 1
Source: RefSeq, a predicted model, not a curated record